AGCAGACAAAAGGCGAGGUAGCCUGGCUCAGUUCAAGCCUCCACGCGAAGACCAGGGAGCCAGUCAUCUCGUUGCUAGCUCGGUUCAGCAAAGAAGUGAAGAUGGCCAAAGUCCCUGACCUCUUUGAAGACCUGAAGAACUGUUACAGUGAAAAUGAAGACUACAGUUCUGAAAUUGAUCACCUCUCUCUGAAUCAGAAGUCCUUCUAUGAUGCAAGCUAUGAGCCACUUCGUGGGGACCACAUGAAUAAGUUUAUGUCCCUGGAUACCUCGAAAACCUCUAAGACAUCCAAGCUUAGCUUCAAGGAGAAUGUGGUGAUGGUGGCAGCCAAUGGGAAGAUUCUGAAGAAGAGACGGUUGAGUUUAAAUCAGUUCAUCACCGAUGAUGACCUGGAAGCCAUUGCCAAUAAUACAGAAGAAGAAAUCAUCAGGCCCAGAUCAGCACAUUACAGCUUCCAGAGUAACGUGAAAUACAACUUCAUGAGAGUCAUCCACGAGGAAUGCAUCCUGAACGACGCCCUCAAUCAAAGUAUAAUUCGAGAUAUGUCAGGUCCAUACCUCACGGCUGCUACAUUAAAUAAUCUGGAUGAAGCAGUGAAAUUUGACAUUGUUGCUUAUGUAUCAGAAGAGGAUUCUCAGCUUCCUGUGACUCUAAGAAUCUCAAAAACUCAACUGUUUGUGAGUGCUCAAAAUGAAGACGAACCUGUCUUGCUAAAGGAGAUGCCUGAGACACCCAAAAUCAUCAAAGAUGAGACCAAUCUCCUCUUCUUCUGGGAAAAGCAUGGCUCUAUGGACUACUUCAAAUCAGUUGCCCAUCCAAAGUUGUUUAUUGCCACAAAGCAAGAAAAGCUGGUGCACAUGGCAAGCGGGCCACCCUCGAUCACUGACUUUCAGAUAUUGGAAAAAUAGCCUUGAUUGUGCACUCUACUUACUUGUAAAGUGGUGACCAUCCGUAUGUACUAUGUACAUGAAGGAGUCGAAUCCUUCACUGUUAGUCACUUGCUGAGCAUGUGCUGAGCCUUUGUAAUUCUAAAUGAAUGUUUACUCUCUUUGUAAGAGAGAACACAAAGUCCAGUAGAACCAACACUAACAUAUAAUGUUGCUUGUUAUUUAAAGAACACCCUAUACUUUGCAAACUACCAAACAAUUUAAUUAUUAUUCUGCACAAUAAUCUUGGGAAGACUGAGGCUACUAUCUGUGGCUACAAAAGUUUCUUUCCACAUUAUAGAUGAGUAAACUAAGGCAUAAGAAUAUUAAUACCCAUGACAGCAGUUGAAAUAAGCCAUGGACACACAAUUUCAUUCCAACUGCUCAGCUUCUACUUUUAAGCCGCUGAUGGGCCCUUUAUCAAAUACUGUAAGUUUCUGGGGGUCUCAGUUUGACCAUCUUCAAAAUCAAGGUAAUGAUGACUAUAGUCCUCCUACCUCAAUAGUAUUUUAAUGCCAAUGAGUUCAUUUAAGUAAAACUUUUCUUGAAGCUGAGCCUCAAGAAGAAUUCAAAGUAUGAAAUGUUGUUUUAAGUUAUUAUUUAUAUAUGCAUAUAUAUUUAUAACCAUUAUUUCUAAGAUAUUAUUAUUAUUUCUAACAUAUUAUUAUAUUUAUGGCGAUUAUAUUUAUAUUUAUGGCAAUCCUUGCAAUCUCUGAGUAUGACCAGGUAUCUUCAAUAAUAGUAGACAGUGUUUUCCAGGCUGAGUGAGUUUGAGGUACUAAUGCACUUUGGUUCAAGUUGUGCCUUUUCCAUUGUCAUGAACUUCUGCAUUCCAGUACCUGGGAGCCCUGUGAUUAUGAUAAUAAAUUUAUAUUAAUUACUUUGUUUGUCUGAGAUGGUAAUUGGCCAAAAUCUUUCACUCCUCUGCCUUUAAACUUGAUUUGGCAUUCUUGUGUUAUUCAGUUUCAUCUGCUAUCGAAUCCUACUAGCUAAAAUGGGAUGAACUUAACUUUGGCAACCAUGAAACAAGCAUUAUCUAAACUUUUUAUUCUGGAACAUAAGCAAUGUUCCUGCUAGGUUCCAAAAGUUCGGAUCCCAUCAUAGCAUUAUAUUAUCAUCAACAAUGAGAACUGACACAUUAUUAUCAAUCAUAAUUGAAUAAAGCUUAAAAAAACAAAUCUGGCACAUUUUAACCAUUAGUUUACUUCAUGGUAUAAUUAGGAACAGAUGAUAAGAGUUCAUAAAAAUAACUAUAAUUAGUGUCAUUUUUCAGAACUAAACCCAGAUUUUAUGCUUUUUCUCUCCUCUUUGUUAACGUCUCAGUAUGCAUAAAUGGCAUUAGGAAUGAUAAUAUUCCCUGGUUCAUUUA
Messenger RNA from Dama dama (fallow deer), 2295 nucleotides. RefSeq names its product interleukin 1 alpha (gene IL1A). Gene Ontology annotation, biological process: regulation of nitric-oxide synthase activity; positive regulation of immature T cell proliferation in thymus; immune response. The record is from RefSeq and is a predicted model, not a curated record. Gene Ontology annotation, cellular component: extracellular region. The coding region runs from base 102 to 908 and encodes 268 amino acids. NCBI's taxonomy places the organism in Eukaryota, Metazoa, Chordata, Mammalia, Artiodactyla, Cervidae. Gene Ontology annotation, molecular function: cytokine activity; interleukin-1 receptor binding. The transcript has 7 exons.